Phialemonium atrogriseum is the source of this 1209-nucleotide messenger RNA. RefSeq lists its product as uncharacterized. The coding region runs from base 179 to 1000 and encodes 273 amino acids. The record is from RefSeq and is a predicted model, not a curated record. NCBI's taxonomy places the organism in Eukaryota, Fungi, Ascomycota, Sordariomycetes, Cephalothecales, Cephalothecaceae. The transcript has a single exon.
AUAACAAUAUAAUGUUAAUUGCUGGAUCCAAAGUCCGGGCAGUUUCCAUGCUCUAUGUAUAAAUAUAGAAACUUGGAUGCAGUAUAAAGACGUGCCAAAUCCUGGUAAGCCACGUCUUGGCUCCAACUCCCUAACCACGCACCCCCUUUCCAUCACCAACUAACCCUGUCCAGCCACAAUGCGGCUCCCCAACUCUUCCCCCCUCCUUGCGACGGCAAGCCUCACCACCCUCUACUACAUCUCAUCCCUGGCCGCACUCGUCCCACCCAGCGAGACAACCCCCCCGCCAACCCUCCCCCCCGACAUAACCUUCACCCCAAACUACAUCCCCGCCAGCAUAACCGUCUCCACAGACAUCAACGCCACCUGCCACGUCAUCCUCUCCGUCACGGCCCCCAACCCCUCCCAGGGCGCCCUAGACUGCGGCUACGCCCUACACCGCACCUCGUACGCCUCCACCUCCGUCUCAACCCUGCUCAUCGACUGCCUCGGCUGCGACGACGGGCCCCCCCUCUCCGUCCGCGGCUGGCGGGUCAACUGCCCGCUAGGCCGCACCGUCUCGCCCUACGAGACGACCGUCACGUUCCCGGCGUCCACCUUCUUCACGUACGCGUGCAGCAGCACCAUAACCCGCACCCUGGCCCUCCCCACACCGGCCGUCACGGGCCCGCCGUACACGCCCGGGGCGCUGAUCGCCGUCUCGCCCAGCGGCGGGGGCGCCUGCACGGCGAGGCUGAGCCUGGCGCCGACGGCGCCGGGCCAGGUGCAGGAGGAGUGCGCCGGCGCCGGGCCGACGGCGACGGUGUGGCCCGGGACGGCGGCAACGAGCGAGGUCGGGGUCGACUGUGGCGGGUGCGCGACGCUGGAGGUGCGCGGGGACAGGCAUGGCUGUCCCAUGAUAGCCUCCAAGGGGCCGACGGCGACGGUCACGGCCGCUAGCCCGGCGACGAGGUGGAGCUAUGUCUGUGCAGCGAGCGCGACGCCGGAGACGGUCGAUUAGGUAGUCUAUGUUAAGAGGUACCUAGAUAGGUGGUUUAUUGCCGUUGUUGUCAGUCACUGUUGCCGUUGCUGCCAAUCGCUGUUGCCGUUGCUGCCAAUCGCUGUUGCCGUUGCUGCCAAUCGCUGUUGCCGUUGCUGCCAAUCGCUAUUGCCGUUAUCAGUCACUGUUGCCGUUGUUUUUAGUCCCCGUUCCGAGACCAUUUCAAACUG